GUUCCUCUCUCCUCGUCGCUCUCCUCAACACUGCCCCUCAAGACUCUUUUUGGCCCCAUAUCUUUAAUUCUUCAAGAUGGUCCGCGUCUCUGUCCUUAACGACUGCCUUAACAAUAUCGUCAAUGCCGAGCGCCGUGGCAAGCGCCAGGUUCUCGUCCGUCCUUCUUCCAAGGUCGUCGUCAAGUUCCUCAGCGUCAUGCAGCGCCACGGAUACAUCGGCGAGUUCGAGAUUGUCGACGAUCACCGUUCUGGCAAGAUCGUCAUACAAUUGAACGGCCGCCUAAACAAGACCGGUGUCAUUUCGCCCCGGUUCAACGUCCAAGUUACCCAGAUCGAGUCCUGGGUCAACUUGCUCCUCCCCGCGCGUUCGUUCGGUUACAUCAUUCUCACCACGUCGUCUGGCAUCCUUGACCACGAGGAGGCGCGUCGCAAAAACGUCGGAGGCAAGAUCUUGGGCUACGUCUACUAG
Messenger RNA from Heterobasidion irregulare TC 32-1, 469 nucleotides. RefSeq lists its product as uncharacterized. The record is from RefSeq and is a predicted model, not a curated record. The transcript has 6 exons. Gene Ontology annotation, biological process: translation. NCBI's taxonomy places the organism in Eukaryota, Fungi, Basidiomycota, Agaricomycetes, Russulales, Bondarzewiaceae. The coding region runs from base 77 to 469 and encodes 130 amino acids. Gene Ontology annotation, molecular function: structural constituent of ribosome. Gene Ontology annotation, cellular component: ribosome; cytosolic small ribosomal subunit.